AUGACGAAUCCUUCAGGUUCUUCUAAUAACAUUCCCUUCGCUCCGAUACCUCCUUCCACUGACUCAAACAAACAAUCAUCACAAAAUGCCACUGGUGUUCCUCAUCAAAAUAAUCUUGAUAACUUCUUGAUAAAGUCCAAAUCAAGCCUUUCUCUUUCGUCAACAAUUGACAAGGAAUGGUUUACACUCAAAUUUCAAAACUUAGAAGAAAAAGUGGCAUCAGUCCAACAAAAGCAGAACGAAAUGCAAGAAGAGCUUUCUAGUGUGAUGAUAAAUUUGAUGAAAAAGAUGGACAGUAUAGAAUCCGUAUUGGAAAAACAUCAAUUCAUGAUAGAGGAACAAUAUUCAAUGUUAAGUGAUAAGAAUGUCAAGAAAGCUAGCUUUGAAUCAUCUCAAUCCAUAACAAAAUGUGUACAAGAUUGCGAGCAUAAAAUUGAUGAAAUUAAGCUUCACUUAGAUACUUUAGAGAGAAAACAAGUAUAUGAGCCAGAAUUAAUUGAAAAAUUAGAGAUACGGCCACAUGUUAAAAUUCCAAAAAUUGAAAAACCAUCCAAAACCAAAUCAACCUCACAAAAAUUCCUUCAAAAUAUUCUAGAUGACAAGGCAUCACAACUGGUAAAACCAAGAAAACAAGAACCAAUCAUGUUAGAUGAUUCAUGGUUUUGUGAUGAGCUGUAA
This is a messenger RNA of Naegleria gruberi, 678 nucleotides long. RefSeq lists its product as uncharacterized. The record is from RefSeq and is a predicted model, not a curated record. The coding region runs from base 1 to 678 and encodes 225 amino acids. The transcript has 2 exons. Lineage: Eukaryota; Heterolobosea; Eutetramitea; Acrasida; Naegleriidae.